Messenger RNA from Chelmon rostratus (copperband butterflyfish), 3450 nucleotides. Its product is annotated as tubby-related protein 3. The record is from RefSeq and is a predicted model, not a curated record. The transcript is spliced from 12 exons. Lineage: Eukaryota; Metazoa; Chordata; Actinopteri; Chaetodontiformes; Chaetodontidae. Gene Ontology annotation, biological process: protein localization to cilium. Bases 101 to 1576 code for a protein of 491 amino acids. Gene Ontology annotation, cellular component: cilium.
AGGUAGGGCUGCACAGUAACUCUGAGCUCCAGUGUAGAUGAAGAUUUUUCUGAUACCGUAGAUAGGAGAGCCAAGGACUAGCAUUCCUGCAGCCGCAUCCAUGGACACUGUAAAGAAUGGGGGAUCUCAGCCUGUCUACAGCCGCUGGUCAUACAGACCCUCCAGCUCUGCCAGCUUCUCCUCUAACUCAACAGCAAGUGGCAUUGAAGAUGACAGUGCCAGUCUUAUGCAGCAGAAGCUGGAAAAACAGAGGGCACUGCUGGAGCAGAAGCAGCGGAGGAAGCGUCAGGAACCUCUGAUGGUCCAGCCCAACACAGAGGCUCGGCCCCGGCGCUCCAGGACACGGCGUGGCGAGGAGCAGGCCCCUCUGGUGGAGUCUCAACUCAGUAUCACCAACGAUGUUAUCAUGGAUGGUAUCGAUGGCCCGGCAGCUUUCUUGGGCUCAGAAGCCCCUGAUCUGGGAAAGAAAGUCCAAAUCCUGUCAGUGAGCCAGUCCCAGACUCAGUUCCAGUCACAGCCUCAGUCGCCCACUGCCGAGGAGCCUGAGAGGGAUGGAGACACUGAGACGCUGCUGGAGCCCAAGAAAGAUAUCCAUGAGUUACUGCAGAAACAAGGUCUGUCUGGCAGCAUGAACUUCGACGAAGCCAGCGAGCAUGAGGACGAUGUGGAGGAGGAACGGACGCGCUCUCUGUCCCCGAACACAGACGGCACCAGACCCUCCUCUGCCGCCAGUGGCAAAGACAUUUCAGAGGCGGUGACCCCCGGAUCACCCACAGCGGACAGCGCACUAAUUGAUGUGGCCAAUCUAGAGGAGUUUGUCUUUCGCCCGGCCCCGCGCGGCGUCACCGUUAAAUGUCGAAUCACCCGGGACAAGAAGGGCAUGGACCGCGGCCUGUACCCCACCUACUUCAUGCACAUGGAGAGAGAGGAUGGCAAGAGGGUGUUUCUGCUGGCAGGAAGGAAGAGAAAGAAGAGCAAGACAUCCAACUACCUUAUUUCAGUGGAUGCCACUGAUCUGUCACGAGAGGGAGAGAGCUUCAUUGGUAAACUGAGGUCCAACCUCAUGGGCACCAAAUUCACGGUGUACGACAACGGCACCAAUCCCUGCAAAAACCCCGGGGCGCUGCUGGAAGAGAGCAACACUCGACAGGAACUAGCUGCCAUCUGCUAUGAAACCAACGUGCUGGGAUUCAAAGGACCACGUAAGAUGACUGUAAUCAUCCCGGGCAUGAACAUGAAUUUUGAAAGAGUCCCGGCAAGGCCUCAAAAUGAGCAGGAGAGCCUCCUGAGCAGGUGGCAGAAUCACUCACUGGACAACCUGAUUGAGUUGCACAACAAGGCGCCUGUGUGGAACGAUGACACCCAGUCUUACGUGCUGAACUUCCACGGCCGCGUGACCCAAGCGUCGGUGAAAAACUUUCAAAUAGUUCACGACAACGACCCUGACUACAUCGUCAUGCAGUUUGGCAGAGUGGCCGAAGACAUCUUCACUCUGGACUACAACUACCCCAUGUGCGCCCUGCAAGCCUUCGCCAUCGGCCUGUCGAGCUUCGACAGCAAGCUGGCCUGCGAAUGAACCGCCGCUUUGACUUCCACAGCGCCACCGUUCCUGCCCUCCCUCAAACCUCUCCUCGCGGGGGCUGUUUGGACGCCGACAGCUACACCGCUCAUCAGGAAUCACUUCACGCAGAAGUCAAAUGUGAGACGGAAAAAGAGGCGGAUACUGAUCGGAGACGUUGGUGCUCUUGGUUCCUGUGCGGUGUUUUUUUUUUCUUUCAGGCGGCUUAAUUCAAAACCAGUUUAACCUUUUUGUAGAGCGUAUGUGCACACACACGUAUACAGACUAAAAGGGAAAAGACAAAGCAAAACACUCCCAUCUGUGCUGGAGACAGGCGCUUGUCAGACAUCUGGUGCAAAACAGACUGAUGUCACACUUACGACUCCAUCGCUGUCUGAAGGGCAGCGAUUUGCGUAUCAGUGAUGUAUUUUCUGUUGCCUUUAAGUUUGAUUUCACUCAGUGUUUUUUGCCACACUAGCGCCGCGGCUCUAAGAAAACGUUGGCAUAGAUGUCACUGUGGAGCAUAAACCAUUUGGAGUUAUGUAACAACAUGGCCACUCCUCUGGCGCCACCCUCAGGAGUUAUUUGGUAAUGAGGAACCAAGAAAAGUAAAGCUUUCUGUUUCAUCCAUCCAACAAUCACUCUGGUGAGCAGUGGGCAUCACGGCCUCGGCGCUGGUGUGGCUACUGAAUUUCAGUCUUGUUUACAUCCUUAAAUGUGGCUACACGGUUUAAUCUGCCAUCUACUUUCUAACUAAUUUUGACGUUGUUCUUUUAUAUGAUGUUGUCAUCCCUCGUUUUACUAUUGUGUGGAAGGUGCCUGUCGUAUGGUUUUUGUUUUUUUUGUGAACAAGUGUAAUGUUGCUCUUGUGACUGUGAUUUUUCUUGUCAUAACAAGUUGGAUUAUCAUGAAAAAGAAAACAAACGCAGAAUUGCACAUUUAAAGAGAAAGGAUAUACACACUGUAUAUAAAAGACAAGGUAAUGCCCUCUUAUUAAAGAUAUUGUAGCAGACAUUAAAUACUAAAUGUCAUUUUAAGACAUGAACUUUUAAAAUAAUGGUUAGAAGUUGAGCAUUAAUACACUAGACAAAUCUUAUAUUUUCAUUGUUGCACACAUGCAGAUGUUGCCCCACUUUCUCAAAGCCUCAAAAACAUAACUGCCUGUGCCUCUUUGUCUCCAUCGGCUCCCUUAUGAGUUGUAAGGGAAACGUAAGGGAAAUCAAUAAGGGAAACUAUUCUAUAUGUGGCUUUACGUCAUCAUGAAAUGUCCCUAAUGUUUUGUUAAUUCACUGUACUGUAUGUCUGUGGAGGGCAGUAAAAACGUCAGUAUACUACAAACAUGUUGAGCCAACUGUAAAAAUUCUGUCACAAUCACUUUAAAUCUGGAUCCUUUAAAGAAAAAGUGUUCAGUGGGACAUCGUACUUCCUUUUUGAAUAUAAUGUUUCUGAGAAAUCCUGCUCAACAUGCAAACCAACACAUCCAAAUACCUGGUUAAUUAAUUGUCGCAAAUAUUUUCAAAAUAAAAGUGUGCCAGGAACUUAUGAAAGUCCAGUUUUGUCGUUUUGUGUGCAAUGGAGUUUUGAAGAGAGAAAAAAGAUUUCCAGAAAAUAUUUUGAAAUAUAUCUAUGCUUUUACUACAAGAGACUCUGGUGAAACACAUUCCAGUCACGCAUUUGAAAAACAUACAGUCAGGUAUAUUUCUGUAUUUUAACAGAUGCAACUCUAACGAUGGAUGAUCAAACUUGUUUUAUCGUGUUGAGACACAGAGAGAUGAAUGUAUUCAGUGAACAGUUUGUCUUCAUGAACGUGAUGUCAGUUUGAUUCAGAACACCUUUGAGAGAAAAACAAAAGUACUUAUUACCAUUGAUGUAAGAUGUUUGAAUAACCAAAA